Messenger RNA from Eremothecium cymbalariae DBVPG#7215, 1077 nucleotides. RefSeq lists its product as uncharacterized. The record is from RefSeq and is a predicted model, not a curated record. Bases 1 to 1077 code for a protein of 358 amino acids. NCBI's taxonomy places the organism in Eukaryota, Fungi, Ascomycota, Saccharomycetes, Saccharomycetales, Saccharomycetaceae. The transcript has a single exon.
AUGAAGAUGCUUCAAGGUGUGAGAGCGUUUCAAAAGUUGAAAAAGUCGUGUGCAUACUCUACUGCUGCAAAAGAACUGAAGCCCUUGCCAGUCAAGGAAACAGUUAAUAUGGCCUAUGAUUUACACUUGCCAGAAAGAUCGGUCAUCGGUAAGAUGCCAUAUCACUCACCGGAACCAAUAGUUUUCAUCCAUGGAUUAUUUGGAUGGAAAAGAUUUUACAGGAACGAUUGUAAAACGUUAGCUACGGCGUUGCAGACACCAGUGUAUGCCGUUGAUAUGAGAAAUCAUGGUGACACAGAACAUGCUAUGCCAUUCGAUUACAACACGCUUAUGGAUGAUCUGGUUUUACUCCUAAGAAAGCUAGACAUCAAAAAGGUGAACCUAAUUGGAUAUUCCAUGGGUGGUAAAAUGAGUAUGUUGACAGCUUUGAACUACCCAGAAUUGGUUAGCUCUGCAUGCAUUAUUGACAACGCACCAAUAAACCAACCUCACAUUAGUCCUUUCUUGAAGGUGUUCUCAAAGUCAUGUCAACACGUUGAAAAUAUGAAAAUCAGGGCAACUGAUAAGGAAUGGAGAUCUAAGGUAGCUGUUGGAUUGAAGAGAUACAUACCAAAUCCAGGUAUUAGGUCAUACCUUUUACAAAAUGUUAGCGGCACUCCACCUAAAAAAUAUAGAUCCCCAGUCAUCGAUUGGAAUGACGGUAAUGUUCACUUUGUCAAUCCCGUUAAUCACUUAUUCCAAUGUGUGGUUAAAGAUGCUUCAGCAUGGCCUGUGGAACAAGUUGCUGGUAAACAAUUUUUGGGUCCAGUGAAUUUCAUUAGAGGCACUAAAUCUGAAUUUGUCAAUGCCGAUGGUGAAAAGGCAAUUGCUGAGUAUUUCCCAUACCAUAAGAUCCAGUCUAUCAAUACUACUCACAACGUCUUGCAUGAAAGACCGCAAGAAUAUCUCAGAAGCGUCAUUGACUUUUUUAAGACAACCAGAUACGUCUUAGAACGUAAGCGUGAUUCCGAACGGGUGACUAUGAUCGCCAAGCCUAAACCGUUAACAUCAUCUCAAAACGCCGCCGAAUAUUCUUGA